Molecule: messenger RNA, 537 nt
Organism: Paramecium tetraurelia
Lineage: Eukaryota; Ciliophora; Oligohymenophorea; Peniculida; Parameciidae
Exons: 2
Source: RefSeq, a predicted model, not a curated record
AUGAAUAAAUCUAAUCAUUUAUAUUAUACAAAUGAUUCAAAUGAACUCCUACGCAGAGAUAGAGAUUUUCUGAUACAUCAAUAAAAAUUAGAAGAAAUAAAACGGUCAAAAAGUGCUAUUGGAUAUCAUAGAAGUAAAUCAAUUAAGUUACCAAAAUCUACAAAUAUUAAAGAUGAAAUGGUGUAAGCUGAAAUAUUCCAUUAAAAUUAAUUAUUGGCUACAAAUUUAAAGAGAAUACACGCACGUUCAUUUUAAAUCCCUCAAAAACUGUAGAACUUUUAAGUUUCAAUAAAAUCAUCACAGACAAAGGAGCAUACAUUCAAAAUAUUGGAUGAAAAUAUAAAUUUAUGCAAAAGGAUAUUAGACUAACAAAGUUAGAUUGAUUUUAAAUAGAAGUUAUAAGAAUACAAGCAACAUAAAAAAAUAAAAUUUAGACUCUAAAAAGUUAAAAGAUAAUUUGAAUAACAAGAAAAGUUAGCUGUCGAUUAGAGAUUUAAAUCAAAAUCGUUUAGUUAAGUAUAGAUGAAUAAGUUUUGA